AUGGCUGGUCCUUUACCCUCGUCCUCGGAUUUCUCUCACAACAUCGAUCCUUCCCAAUCAGACUCAACCCCAGGAUAUAACGUCACUUCCCAAUCAUAUCCACCUCCACCUCCUCCUGCACUUUCAACUUCUUCCGCGGAAGCCGCGAGCAUCACAACUCCAGCUCCCACUACUGAAAAGGGCCCUCAACUAUACGUCUGUGGCCAUUGCGGACGACGCUAUUCAAGACCAGAGCACCUUCAACGACAUGUCCAAACUCACACUUUAGGCCGUCGCUUUGCAUGUGGAAUCUGUGGAAAGACAUUUGCGCGUGCUGAUCUGAAGAAACGCCAUGAGGCAAACCACGAGAAUGAUGAUUCAAAGAAGAGAAGACGUACUACUACUGCUCUCAACUCUGGAAGAGUCACUCAUGCUUGUAAAGCUUGUGCCGCUGCGAGAGUGAAAUGUCAAGAGGAAAAGCCUUGCCAAAGAUGUACUCGCCGUGGGUUGACCUGUGUCUCGUCUGAUGCCGGAUCUGCAGCAGCCAUGAACCUAGUACAUUUAUCUGCCAGCGCGCGAUCUAACACGCCUGCCGAAGAAGAGUACGAUAGCGGUUCAGCUACUGGCACUGUCCCGACAUAUGUUUCUGUUGAUCAAUCAUCUUUACAUGGCCAAGCCGCCCAGCUACAGUCACAGCCUCUAUCCAGAUCAGUUACUCCCAAUACCAGCGACUUCACCAAACACGAGCCUAGUUCGUCUGCUCAACCCGAAGCGGACCAGCUUCCAUUUUGUGACUUUCUACGAGACGUCUUGUACGAGCAGCAGCCUUACGAUCAACCAACUAGGAUGCCAGACAGCCAGGGCCUCGCCGUUCUAGACUUCUGCAAUGACACCAACAUGGAACUCUCCGACAUGGACUUUGGGCUGUUGGAUCACUGGAACACAGAUGGAAUGGGAGCAACUAGUGCGAUACCAGCUCAGCAGGAGACUCCCAAGUCAGAUACCUCUACCGACAUGGCGCAUAUGCAUAUGCGACAAAACCUCGUUACAGCCUGGGACGUCUCACCAUGGCGAUGGGAUCCGGUAGCAAAGGAUAAUGCGUUCGGUGAACAAGGCAACCUUCCCGUAUCGAAAAAUGAGGUUGCAUCCAUACAAGCCCAGACUUCUAAGGGGGGUCUCAGACGGGUUAUUGACCAGAAGCUUGACUUUGCUGCUCGUGAUGGUGUCUUAGCACUCGUUCUAGGCGCUUGUCAACCCGAUGCCAUGUCGAGCCGUAUUUCAGGGUCUUUUCCCUCGGCAGAUCUUCUGGAUACCAUGCUACAUGUCUUUCUCAACUCACAUACCAAUCAAGUAUCUGACUACAUACACUUUCCCACUUUCAAGCUCAAUGAGCAAGAGCCCGAGUGGAUUGCUGGAGCUGCAGCAGCCGGCGCCGUACUAACUCCUAUACCGACAUUACGGAAAUUUGGUUAUGCUCUCCAAGAAUCUGUUCGUAUUGUUAUACCCAGACGAUUUGAAGAAAACAACGAAUCAAUCCUAAAUUUAGGUCUAAUCCAAGCUAUCGUCCUUGGUCAAGACACUGGUUUAUGGAGUGGGAAUCGACGCAAGAUGGAGAUCGCAGAAUGUCAUGUCAACAUUCCCACCACGAUGAUGCGGUAUCGUGGCAAGUUCCAACGUUCGACAUACCCUAUGCUUUCAGUGACUGCCGCCGAUGAGGGUGCCAAUCUGGAGCAGAAAUGGAGAACAUGGGUUGACAUGGAGAAAUGGAAACGAUUUGUCUUCCAUUUAUUCCUUCGAGAUAGCCAGCAGUCAAUGACAGCCUUGACAAAUCCAGUCAUGUCAUAUGCAGAGCUUACGCUUCCUCUGCCUGCCUCGAAAGAGCUAUGGUACGCCAAAACAGCCAAGGAUUGGAAACACGCAUAUUUGAGACGAGAAGCUGGGCACGUAAAACGGGCUCCCUCAGUUGGCGAUCUGGUCCGCGACCUGAAUCUCCUUGCAGAGAAUCGACAUCGAUUGGAUGUUCAACUUUCAGCAGCCGUCUAUCUCCAGGCCUUCUGGCUCCUAAUUCUUGAGUAUAGAAACUUGUGCUCCUCGUGCAGGACACGAUCCUAUACCCAAGAUGAGUAUGGCGGCACCAAUUCGCUACUAGAUGCACGCCGGCAUCAGCUUUUGCAAGACUUGCAGACGUUCAAGACUACAACCAUGAACUGGCCGGAGAUAACAGCACAGGAACGACUCCUACUCAACCAACUCAUGAUGGGGUUGCAUAUAUCCAUGGAUGACCUACAGCUUUUUGCUGGUAAGGAGGGGGACGAGCAGGCGCACCGAGCAUUCCCGGUACUUCAACAAUGGGUUGAGAGCAUCGAUUCUCGAGCAGCUAUAUGGCACGCUGGGCAAGUUCUCCGAUUCGCCAAACUAUUUCCUACGGCGCAGUUGAAGAACUUUUACGCUGUCGGGGUGCACCAUGCAGCACUCGCCAUCUGGACAUACGGCGUUAUUAAGAGGGCUGGCAAUGGACAAGGUGUGUCUUCUCAGCAGGAGAAAAUUUACAUAGACGGACCAGAAUCGAUGAGCAUACAGAGGUACAUCACUCUGGGACAGGGGGUUCCAACUAUUCGAGGACCCAAUAGCCGCAACGGGGCGUCUGAAGCGGCGAUUGAGAACCCCAAGGCAGGUAUGGAAGCUAUCCAUGAGGUUAUGCAGGCGAACUUUGGGGGUGCCAAUAAGAUGGCGCCGGCAAUUGUGGAAAAUCUGUGCGUCUUGAUACGGCAGCUUGGCAACGUUGCUUGGGCAGUCGGGCUGGGAUGA
Fusarium coffeatum is the source of this 2787-nucleotide messenger RNA. RefSeq lists its product as uncharacterized. The record is from RefSeq and is a predicted model, not a curated record. Gene Ontology annotation, biological process: DNA-templated transcription; regulation of DNA-templated transcription. Gene Ontology annotation, molecular function: DNA binding; DNA-binding transcription factor activity, RNA polymerase II-specific; zinc ion binding. The coding region runs from base 1 to 2787 and encodes 928 amino acids. Lineage: Eukaryota; Fungi; Ascomycota; Sordariomycetes; Hypocreales; Nectriaceae. The transcript has 4 exons.